CAGAGCUCAUUUCUUGCAGAGACUUCGUGCCGUUCAGAUCGAGUGAAAGGCAGAAAAGAAAGCAAUCGAAGCCAGAUCGAAUCACCGAGUGAAAGACAACCAUUUUUUUACUGUGCAAAGUGCAGUUCGCUCCGCCAAUUACAACAUCACACACAACAUCGGCAUUAAUCGGUUCGCGAAAGUGCGGCAACAAAGUGCAAGUGCAAGAGGCGCCCCAAGAGCGAGAGGCGAAGAGCAACGAAGAGAGUUGAGAGUCUGCAAGAGCAGAACACGCAAACGGCAAAGAAAGUUACACUGAAAAACCCAUCAAGAUGACGACCAAAAUGGCUAUCAACGCAAAGGAUAUUUUCCGCAACCAGCAUCGCCUGAUCCGCUUCAUCGAGAAGUCCAUCCGGCUGUGCAGCAACCAGUCACUGAAGACCGCCCAGCAGCAUCAGCAAAAGUCGACGGCCGACUUCCAGAUCACUGCCUCCGUGGACACACAGUAUGCCAGCGGUACCCCAGAGCCCAUUAAGCAUGACAAGGAUCUGGGCCAUCAGUUCCGUGCCUCCCAGCUCUCCGUGCGCUUAGCCGCUCCAGAGCAGCUGCAUGCCAAGCCGGACAAUGACGAGGAGCUGGGCUUUGGACGUCUCUUUACCGACCACAUGUUGAAGAUCUACUACCACAAGAGCCUAGGUGGAUGGCAGCGACCAGAGAUUACGCCGCUGGAGAACCUGGUCAUGCACCCGGCCGCCAAGGUGCUGCACUACGCCGUUGAGCUCUUUGAGGGCAUGAAGGCGUACCGCGGCGUCGACGGCAAGAUUCGCAUUUUCCGGCCGGACAUGAAUAUGAACCGCAUGAACCUGGCCGCCCAGCGAUCGGGUCUGCCCACAUUCGAGGGCCCCGAAUUCGUCAAGUGCCUGUCCCGUCUACUGUCCAUUGACUCCGAGUGGGUGCCACACACGGAUACCGCCAGCCUGUACAUACGUCCCACGCUGAUUGGCAUUGAUCCCACUCUGGGAGUUGCCUCCUCUGACUCGGCCCUGCUUUACACAAUCCUCAGCCCCGUUGGCAGCUACUUUAAGACAGGCUCCUCGGGCGCCGUUUCCCUCCUAGCCGAUCCCAGCCAUGUGCGUGCCUGGCCAGGCGGCGUUGGCAAUCGCAAAAUGGGCUCCAACUACGCACCCACCAUCAAUGUCCAGAAGGAGGCGGCAGCGAGGGGGCUGCAGCAGGUGCUGUGGCUAUACGGCGAGGAUCAUCAGCUCACUGAAGUGGGUACCAUGAACAUCUUCAUGUUCUAUGUGAACGAUCAAGGAGAACAAGAACUGGUUACCCCGCCACUGAGUGGCCUGAUCCUGCCUGGCAUUACCCGUGACUCCAUCCUGCGCAUGACCCGCCAAUGGGGCAAGUUCAAGGUUUCCGAGGCCACCAUCACCAUGCCCCAAGUCUGCGAGCUGCUCAACCAGGGAAGGCUGUUGGAGCUGUUUGGAGCGGGCACGGCGUGCGUGGUUAGUCCGGUGAACCGCAUCAACUACCUCGGCCAGGAUCUGUACAUACCCACCAUGGAGCAGGAGAAGCCUGUGCAUGAGCUGAUCCGCGACACCUUGACCGACAUCCAGUACGGCAAGGUGGAUCAUCCGUGGUCUGUGGUGAUUGACUAAGCUAUGGCCCACUCUCUGUUAUCCUGUAGAUCCUGUAUCCUGUAACCUAUACCUUCCCCUCCCCCUUACCCCUCCCGUACCGUGUAUUAGUAGGAUUUAGUUGCCAAGCGUUUUGUGGGUUUGCCAAUGUGCUCGAAUUUGUUUCGUUUGUUGUGCAUUUAUCUUUAUCUGCAUCUGUCUAUAUAAUAUUUAGCGUAGCGUAGUAAGUCCAGAAUUCACUAUAUACGCCGCAAUUUGGGCGAUCGUAUAAGUUGCAUUUAAAUGUGUAUUUAUUUAUUUAUAUGUCAGGAAUUCGAAUUGUACAUAAUUCCCAACUUACCACGGUUCAAUGUUAACGAUUAGUGCCUUUAUUCUCUUUAUAUUGUAUCAUAUUUUUAGUUUUGUUUUUUUUCCCUAUUCUUUUUUUAUAUUUUUUUUCGUUUAUUUUUUAUGCAUACAUUGUUUCUUUGAAGCUGUGUGCAUGCUUAUGAAUCGUCUUAUUGCGCUUUUACUUCCAAGCAGCGUCGACAGCAAAGCAAAAUUACAACAAAAAAAAAAAAAAAAACAAGAGUUUAGCUAGGACAUUUUGGAAAUGGAUAAAAUAUAGAAGGAGAGUAGUUUCAAAACAAAAACAAGUUGAAAACGUACCGGAGGCGAAUGCAUUUAUUAGUGAGUAAGUGAUCGAGGUGUGUUCUUGGAGGUAAAAGCGGCAGAAGAGGAGCAGCAGUAGUCGGCGGCUGCGAGCUGUGACUAAAGCUAAUCUAUACCUGAACCUGUCAGUAGAACUUAGGACUAGGCUGUAAACCUAACCCCAACCGAAUCAAGCUGUAUACUAUAUGUACCACAUUAGAAGUUAAGUGAAUCCAUUUAUUCCACGACGAAUAAACGAUGAGAACACAAAUGGUUGUGUAUAUUUAA
Molecule: messenger RNA, 2537 nt
Organism: Drosophila serrata
Lineage: Eukaryota; Metazoa; Arthropoda; Insecta; Diptera; Drosophilidae
Gene: Bcat
Product: Branched chain amino acid transaminase
Biological process (GO): L-leucine biosynthetic process; L-valine biosynthetic process
Cellular component (GO): mitochondrion
Molecular function (GO): branched-chain-amino-acid:2-oxoglutarate transaminase activity
Source: RefSeq, a predicted model, not a curated record